CUUAAAGAAUUGUUUAAGGGUUUAAGCGCGGGAGACAAAUUGACUGAACAUUCGGACGCCACCACAAGAAUUGUUUAAAGGGUUCUUCUUCAUGGAAGCUGCUUAAUCGAAGAACCCAAACAGUUUGAAAGUUGCAGUCUCCAUCCGACAUGCUUAUCCCUCGUUUCACUCCAAUUCGUGAGCUCGCUGCUUUCAGAUUUCCAAUGAGCACCAGACCAGUCUCUUUCAUCUCACAACCAAGAAUCAUCUCUUCCUCUAACAACCUAUUCCACAGUGCCACCCUUCUAAUUCAUCCAUUCCCUUCCAACUCUAAACCUCGAACUCGUCUUUUCUCUAUUGGAACUCUUCGUUCUUCAUAUACUUCAGCUGCAAGAAUACCCAGACCAGUCACCGUGGAGAAUCCAGACCCACGUAGAUUGGAAUCUAAUAUGACGAUUCUGCGGCGGAAACUGCAGGAGAUUGGGAUUGAGUUUCGUGCUUCCGUCCCGGGACAGUACAAUCACUUGCUUUGUCCUUCGUGCAAGGGGGGAGAUUCACGAGAGCAGACCUUAUCUCUGUUCUUUUCUCCGGAUGGUAAUACCGCUUCUUGGACCUGUUUUCGGGGAAAAUGUGGAUGGCAUGGUAGUACACAGGCCUUCGCUGAUGGGAAGUUAAUCCCCCGCACAAAUUUGAAGGCAACCACUUCAGUUAAGGGACCGAGAGUAAUAUCAGAGGAAAGCUUGCAGUUGCAACCGCUUUGCAAUGAACUUCUUGCGUACUUUGCGGAGCGAAUGAUAUCAAGGGAGACACUGGAGAGAAAUACUGUUAUGCAGAAAAAAACUUACGAUGAGAUUGCUAUUGCUUUUCCUUUCCGUAGAAAUGGAAAGCUUGUAAGCUGCAAAUACCGUACUAGUAACAAGAAAUUUUGGCAGGAAGCAGAUACGGAGAAGGUACUUUACGGACUUGAUGAUAUAAAGGACGUCAAUGACAUAAUCAUUGUUGAGGGUGAGAUUGACAAACUUGCUAUGGAAGAAGCUGGAUUUAGGAAUUGUGUUAGUGUUCCUGAUGGUGCACCUCCAAAAGUUUCCAAUAAAACGUUGCCUUCUGAACAAGAGGACGUAAAGUAUCAGUAUCUAUGGAACUGUAAGGAGUACCUGGAAAAGGCAGUUCGUAUCAUACUUGCCACUGACGGUGAUCCACCUGGUCAGGCCCUAGCAGAAGAGCUUGCACGCCGUCUUGGAAGAGAAAGAUGUUGGAGAGUUAAUUGGCCAGAAAAGAAUGAUGGUGGUCAUUUCAAAGACGCAAAUGAGGUGCUUAUGCAUAUGGGACCAGAUGUUCUGAAGGAAGUCAUUGAAAAAGCUGAAUUAUAUCCUAUCAAAGGAUUGUUUGAUUUUAGGGAUUACUUCACUGAGAUUGAUGCAUACUAUAAUCGAACUCUUGGCCAUGAGUUUGGAAUGUCCACUGGCUGGAGGUCUUUGAAUCCAUUGUAUAACGUUGUUCCUGGAGAGUUGACAAUAGUAUCAGGAGUUCCUAAUUCUGGCAAGAGUGAAUGGAUUGAUGCUCUUUUGUGCAACCUCAAUCAUUCAGCUGGAUGGAAAUUCGUGUUGUGUUCAAUGGAAAAUAAGGUUUCAGAGCAUGCAAGGAAGCUUUUGGAGAAGCACGCAAGAAAGCCCUUCUUUCAGGCAAGGUAUUGUGAAUCUGUUGAGAGAAUGACUGCUGAUGAUUUAGAGGAAGGAAAAAAAUGGUUGAGCAAUACAUUUUAUUUGAUAAGGUGUGAAAACGAAAGUCUUCCUAAUAUUGAUUGGAUUCUUAAACUUGCAAAAGCAGCAGUACUAAGACACGGUGUUAAUGGACUUGUAAUUGAUCCAUAUAAUGAACUUGACCAUCAACGUCUUGGUAGCCAAACUGAAACAGAAUAUGUAAGUCAGAUGCUAACUAAGGUGAAGAGAUUCGCACAGCAUCAUUCUUGCCAUGUUUGGUUGGUUGCUCAUCCAAGACAACUGCAUAACUGGACUGGGGAUCCGCCAAAUCUAUAUGAUAUAAGUGGAAGUGCACAUUUCAUUAACAAAUGUGAUAACGGAAUUGUUAUUCAUCGAAAUAGGAACCCGGAGACCGGUCCAAUUGAUCGAGUUCAAGUUUGUGUAAGAAAGGUGCGUAAUAAAGUCGCAGGUACAGUUGGCGAUGCUCUAUUAUCCUAUAACAGGGUAACGGGUGAGUUCAUGGAUCUGGCAUAGAACUCGAGAACACCACCGCCAAGAAAAACAAUCAUAUUUAUCAUUAUCCAUUCAACCUCCUCAAUAUCAAGAACUUGUUUUUGAUAGCCUGAGGUGCAAUUUUGUUUGAUUAGGAUGAUGGGGUUCUUAAAUCAAGCCACCUCACCACCCCAACCAAAACCCAAUGAUAUGUAGGUUAUGAUGUAAAAAUCGACGAGAAGGACCAUCUUCAUUUGGGUUAGUCAUCUUCGUGUUUCUUGUACAAUAUCUAGUCACAUUGUUUGUUGAGGUGUACCGAACUGGUCAUGACAGCUUAAAAUUGAGGUUUUGACAUUGCUUUACUAUCAAUGAUUGAUUAGUUACCUAUUAUUAUUAUUA
Molecule: messenger RNA, 2570 nt
Organism: Impatiens glandulifera
Lineage: Eukaryota; Viridiplantae; Streptophyta; Magnoliopsida; Ericales; Balsaminaceae
Product: twinkle homolog protein, chloroplastic/mitochondrial
Exons: 21
Coding region: 150-2213 (687 amino acids)
Biological process (GO): DNA replication
Molecular function (GO): 5'-3' DNA helicase activity; ATP binding; single-stranded DNA binding
Source: RefSeq, a predicted model, not a curated record